AUGAUCUCGCCUUUGUUAUUCUCUUCGUCAUUCCAACGGAUUCUAAGCCGUUCGUCCACGUUUGCCGCUGCGCUACCGAAGGGAAGAGGAAAAGAGAUCAUUUCGUUAGACCAAUGCAACAAAAAGAAGGCCCAACGUCGUGAGCAAACGGAGGGAAGAGAGAAUGGAAACAAAGGAAACAAGAGAUUUUCUGCUGCAUCCCUAGCAAUGCUUUUUAUCCCUGCCACAACAUUCGGACUUGGCUGCUGGCAAACGUACCGGCUUCGCUGGAAACUAGAUCUGAUUGAAAGGUUAAAGUUGCAGUUGAACGAAGCAGCGAUUGACUUUCCAGUUGACGAUAUUUCGAAGCUCGAAAAUAUGGAAUACCAACGGGUACGACUUUCGGGAGAAUUCCUACACGAAAGGGAAUUUUACAUCUCUCCUCGGGGACGCUUCGAUCCUGGUCAUGAGGAGAAAAGUACUGGUUCCUUGCUUUCAAGCGAUAAUCUCUCCAGUCAUGGUGCUCAUAUCAUAACACCAUUUCGGCUCUCAAAUUCCAACCUUGUAGUAAUGAUCAACCGAGGUUGGGUCCCUGCAUCCAAAAUCCCCCCAAAUUCACGCAGUUCAUCUCAGCCCAAGGGUGAAGUAACCAUAGAAGCAGUGCGACCACAAUUCGUUGGCGAAAACGUGCCGGAAAAAGGACUAUGGUUCUACAAAAACUUUGCUCAGAUGGCAAAGCAAUAUAAUACGGAUCCUAUUUAUCUGGAAGCGGUUUAUGUUCAUAUCCAUGCAGCUGAACUUACAUAUUUUGGUCUUGAUUGCCAUCAUAAGCCAACGAAGUUUACUAUGAGACGGUCUGAUAUUACUCUAAUAACGUGUACUCUCCUUGUCUUAUCGCGGCCCGUUUUCUCCACCCAGGAAGAGUUAUAUCCCGAGGACUGGACUGAUCCUAAUGAUCCAACUCAUGGUCACCUAUCUUCCGUCACUGCUGAGAUUGCUCGGGGAGGAAAAGACGUUCGGACCUGUGAGGAAUAUGACCCUACAUUGCGCCUCAUAUUGCGUGAGAUGUUCAGAGAGCUUAAUGUCGAUCCAUCCGAAAAGGCAUUCUUUUCUCGUUUAGCAAAGAUAUCAUUGUCAUCGAUCAAUAUGAAAAUCAUCGGUUCGUACUUAGAGAAAGAAACAUUGGAAAAUGAGCUUGUUAUGCGAGAGCAAGUGAGAGGAGCCUUACACAGCAUGAUUGAAGUGUAUAAUGAAGAUUCUUCUGUUUCUGCAUGGCAAGAAGUUCUUACAAUGGCUCAACCAUGGAUUUCCGUUCUUAACAUGAUGAUCCUACCACCAGCCCUGUUUUUUGUUCUAAAAAAUGUGAUGGGUUCCCGCUCUCUCCUGAGCUGCAUUGUCCUGGUAUUCUUCAUUGUGUCGAUGAUAACAACUUACAAUAGAAUGUAUCAGGAGAAACUGGCGCAACGAAUGGCAGAAGCUAUGAGUAGAAAAGAAGAUGCAUGCGCGGCAAAUAGUCUCCUUGAACAGUCGCUCGAGUAUCUCUCCAGCUUUCUCUUUUUUCGAAAGAAAUCUUCUUGUGUAUCUUUCAUUGAGUCGCAAACCGUAUCUAUUGUGGCCGAGAUAUCACUUCUUGACGUUUUCUCAGACGUUCUAUCCAACUCAGUGUUUGGAAUCCUUGGAAAUCUUGGCCGUCACACUAAUCGCUUCUUCCGAGAAUUCUAUGAGAAUGUUCCGCUUCCUGCAAUGCUUCUUAUGACGGUCACUUUGUCCUUCAAAGCCGGAAACAAGAAACUCGAAGAUGAGCCUCGCUCUGGUCGACCGACUGCAAUAUCGUUCCACGAACUGAAGAAUCAGGCGGAGCAGCAUCCAUAUGAAGGUGUGCGGUAUUUUGCUGCCAGUCUUGGCUGUUCGCUGUCCACCGUGGGAAAUAGACUGCGACCUCUCGGAAUGGUGAAAAAGCUCGGUGAGUGGCUCCCACAUGCAUUGAGCGACGGCAACCGCCAAAGACGCCUGGACAUCUGCACUCAGCUGCUCUCCGGAAGCCGCAGAUUGGACUGGCUGAACACCAUUGUCGCUGGAGAUGAAAAAUGGGUCCUCUGUGUCAACCACACCCACAAACGUGCGUGGUGUGUUGGCGAUGGAAUGCCGGAUCCUUUCGUGAAAGGUGAAAUCCAUGAGAAGAAGGUCAUGCUGAGCGUCUGGUGGGGAGUUUAUGGAAUCUGCCGUUUCGAACUGCUACCGGACAACACGACAGUUGCUGCCGAGGUCUACUGCGCUCAAAUGCAAAGACUGGUUGACAAGAUCCGCAAGGAGCACCCGACGCUAGACAACGUUCGCCUGCUGCACGAUUACGCACGUCCUCACAUCGCUAAAAAGACCUCCCAGAAAAUUCUGGAGCUCGGAUGGGAAGUUCUACCGCACCCACCGUACGGGCCGGACCUGGCCCCGAGCGACUACCACCCCUUCCGAUCGCUUCAGCAUCACCUGGAAGAGAAGCGCUACGAUGAUCGUGACCACGUCAAAAAUGACCUUCGGACUUUCUUCGCCUCCAAGUCGCCGGAGUUCUACGCCAAAGGAAUCCGUGAUCUUGUGAGACGUUGGCAGAAGAUCUUCGCAACCGUUCGGAUAAAGACACCUUUAUUUACUUUUGAACCUCUCCUUCUAUCAACUUUUCGUUACGCUACCGGCUCGGUUGUCCAAUACAUAGACGGUUCCAAUGUAAGAGAGUUGAAUGACAACCACAGAGCUACUAUCCGAGGAGGUGAAGCAGUGGAGAAAGCGGACGUCCAGAUUAGAAAUAGAGGUAGAAACGCACUCCGUCACCGAAGACCGAAUCCGCACGCGGCAAUCACAAGUGGUGCGAUGGCCAGAUCAUUAUCCCGUGAGAGCUCAAUGGAUUCUUCUAUCAGUAUGGCUUCAAAUCGUUCUAGAAGCACACCAAGAUGA
Messenger RNA from Necator americanus (New World hookworm), 2925 nucleotides. RefSeq lists its product as uncharacterized. The record is from RefSeq and is a predicted model, not a curated record. The coding region runs from base 1 to 2925 and encodes 974 amino acids. NCBI's taxonomy places the organism in Eukaryota, Metazoa, Nematoda, Chromadorea, Rhabditida, Ancylostomatidae. The transcript has 20 exons. Gene Ontology annotation, molecular function: histone H3K36 methyltransferase activity; DNA topoisomerase binding; histone H3K4 methyltransferase activity. Gene Ontology annotation, biological process: DNA integration; mitochondrial respiratory chain complex IV assembly; mitotic DNA integrity checkpoint signaling. Gene Ontology annotation, cellular component: nucleus; site of double-strand break; mitochondrion.